AUGAAGUGUGUGCUCUGGAGCCUGCUGUGCUGCGCCUCACUGCUGAUGGCCGAUGUGCUGGCCACAUACCACCUCAGUGCCGGGGACGCUCAGCUCAUAGCCGCACAGAGCUACGCACAGAGCAGAAAUAAUGGCCGACCACCACUCAGGACCCUGAACCCAGCAAUUCACAGAAGUGAUUACACGUAUAGAGGAGGGUAUCACUACCACUACCAGCCACCAAGGAUCCCUCCACCGGUAGUGUAUCGACCUGUUCCUCUGUCUCCUCCGGUGACUUACCACAGACCCUCAGUCCCCAUGCCGCCCUAUCACCACAGAUUCAAAGGGCAAGUGGCACCGCACAUGCACCACAUGUACAAAGGCCUGUCGCCACCAGUAGCUCACCAUCCUCAACAAAGAUUCAAAGGCCCAUUCCCUUACAAACUGAAAGGCCCAUGCCCAGCAAAGUCAUACCCAACAGUGCCACCAACCCCUGUGGUACACCUCCCUACCCUUCCAGCUCUACCAGAGCCAACGCUGCCAGCAACUACCGCGGCACCAAUGACAACCGUCACGCCACUGGUGGUGACCACUGUGGCGCCAGUGGAGACCACCGCUCCUGUGACGCUACCGGUCAGUACCCAAAGCGGCUUCAUCACCACCAUCAGUCCUGUGGAGACAGAGACAGACUCUCAGUGCAGGAGCCGUCCCCUCGACCUCGUCUUCAUCAUUGACAGCUCUCGCAGCGUGCGUCCCGGCGAGUUUGAGAAGGUGAAAAUAUUCCUGGCUGACAUGGUCGACACGUUGGACGUGGGCACGGACGCCACCAGAGUGGCCGUGGUCAACUACGCCAGCACGGUCAAGAUCGAGUUCCUGCUCAAAGACCACUUCAACAAACCUGACAUGAAGAAAGCCAUCACCCGCAUCGAGCCCUUGGCGGCCGGCACCAUGACCGGCCUCGCCAUCAAGACCGCCGUGAAUGAAGCCUUCACGGAGCAGUCGGGGGCCCGGCCUCGCUCCAGGAACAUCUCCAAGGUGGCCAUCAUUGUCACAGACGGGAGACCUCAGGACCAGGUGGAGGAAGUGUCUGCUGCAGCUCGGGCCUCGGGCAUCGAGAUCUACGCCGUCGGAGUGGAUCGUGCUGACAUGCGCUCCCUGCAGCUGAUGGCCAGCAUCCCUCUGGACGACCACGUCUUCUAUGUGGAGACGUACGGCGUGAUCGAGAAGCUCACCUCCAAGUUCAGGGAGACCCUGUGUGUGAACCUAAGCAGCUGGCGAAUGACCUCGGCCGAGAUGUGGUGGAGGCGUAAGAUUGGACCGCGUUUUCCACCACGAGUGACGUGGUCAAGUCUGGACCCCUGUGCACUUGGACAUGAGUGUGAACACAUCUGCGUCAACAGCAAUGCCUCCUAUUACUGCAAGUGCCGCAAUGGUUUUACCUUGAAUGCGGACAAGAAAACAUGCUCCCCAAAAGAGGUGAGGGUGGAGGUGGUGGAGGAUCCGUGUAAAUGCGAAGCCAGACUGGUUUUCCAGAAGCAGACGCAGGCCACCAUCCAGCAGCUUACAGCCAAGAUAGCCGAUGUGUCCGGGAGAAUAGAGCGUCUGGAGAACAUGGUGGGCCGGGCCUGAAGCUGGACACAGUGAGACAGCUCACUGGUUCGGACAUGUGCUUCCUGUCAUCUACCCUCCCAUAGCUGCUGCGUGGAUUUCAGCCACACAUGGAGUGAAGCUGUUAUUCACCAACUCAUUUUCAGCAAGUUUCAGUCUGUUUUUGGACGGUAGAGUCACGAUAUCUACGUUUGAGCUGGGAUUUUUAUGAAUAUUAGAUGCAGUGUUUUGAAACUGUUGUGAAAGCUACUCACACUAUUAUCUUACACCAACAGAGUGUGACACGUGAUAAGCAAAGAGUAUUAAGUAUUAUUUUUCAGUGUUUCUUCUGUACUGUAAUAUGUGUGUCAUUUAUCCUGUUUGUACAAAGUUGCAUAUUGUAUAUAGAGGUUUUUAUUGGAUUUACUAAAUAACAGAUUUGAAUAAAAAAAAUUACGUUAUGCUCUGAAGCAUUCAACCAUUAAAAUAUUAGAUAUUUUUGCUUUUUUUGUUAUAUAUAGGUAAACCAUCAUAAAGUGUUGUUGUUUGUUACAGGUUGUAUGAUGUUUCAUGCAUGAUAAAUGUUCGUCUUCUGUGUCUGUGAAUGUUAUGAGAUGACAUACAAGAUUCAUAAAUGUAGCAAAGCAAACUGGAAAAUGAAAUAAUAAUAAAAGAUGAAAAGGAA
Molecule: messenger RNA, 2251 nt
Organism: Acanthopagrus latus (yellowfin seabream)
Lineage: Eukaryota; Metazoa; Chordata; Actinopteri; Spariformes; Sparidae
Gene: matn3a
Product: matrilin 3a
Exons: 8
Coding region: 1-1608 (535 amino acids)
Molecular function (GO): calcium ion binding
Source: RefSeq, a predicted model, not a curated record